AACAUAAUUAGAGAUUAUUUUUAAAAUGGCGACCACCAGACACGUGAAACUCAACUCUGGUUGGAAAAAAUUGGAUUUAACCCCAGAUUUGUUGUCUGACAAGGAGUUUGAAUCAUUGAUCAGCUGCAAAGUAAUAACAGAUUACGAAAUAGUGGAUUCAAAGGACUCGAAAAAGAGAAAGUUGUCAGUAAAUAAAUUAGAUUUUAUCAAAACUUCUGGACCAGACACCAAACGUGACAAAGCAAAGAAACGGGAAAAAUCUAAAGACAAGAAGAAAGUUAAGAAAUCAGCAAACUCAAACAGUGCAAUUGAUAUUUCCUCUAUAUUGUUGGAAGACAGUGAUAAUCCUAAAAGUGCAAAAGAAAAAAAUAAAUCGAAAUUGAAGAAAGAUGCUGUCAAACAGAAAUCACUUGAAAAGAAUGGUCCUUGGACUGUAACUUCUGUGAAAUCAGUUAAAGACCAAAAUGGUGAUUCUAAUUUAUCAAAGAAACUGAAAAAGGCAAACAAACACAGUUUAGUGGGAAACAUAUCAAAUAAACCAAACCCUAACAAAAGUGAAAAGAAGACUGCCAGGAAAAGGAAGGAAAAAUUUGUCGAUAGUUAUUCAAGUGAAAGAAAAAGGAUGAAGGUAAUGGAAGAAUCGGAGGAGGAAACAAAAUCUCCAGAUGAUGGCAAGAUUAAUGAGAAAAUGGCUGCAUGGAAAGAUUUAUUUGUGCCAAAGGAAGUUCUUCAAGCUCUCUGUAAAAGCAAAUUUUUUGCUCCCACUCCAAUCCAAGCUAUGGCUCUGCCCAGUGCCAUUAGAGACAGAAAGGAUGUCGUAGGAGCAGCAGAAACUGGAAGUGGAAAAACUCUAGCUUUUGGAAUCCCAGUAAUCCACAACAUUCUUUUACGCAAAGAAAAGCAAGCUAAACAUAGCAUAUCAUCAGAUGAUGAGGAAGAGUGUGAAGAAAUGAAGGACAGAGAAAAGGAAACAGGAGAGGAGGAGGAAGAUACUGAAGAAAAAGGAAAGGAGGAUGAAGAAGAAAUAGACAUGUUAAAUGAUGAUGAUGAUGAUGAUGAUGAUGAUGAUGAUGAUGAUGAUGAUGAUGAUGAUGAUGAAAACAUGUUUAGUGAUGAUCCUGAUUUUGAAGGGGAAGAAAACCAUAACUUGGGGAAGGUGGGGGAUUUAGGCUGUGUGAAGGUGAUAGAUGAUGCUGACUUCUCUGAACUUGGCUUACCUGAUGCAGGACCACUCCUUAAAAAAUCCAAUAAGUUUCCAUUGGCUCUGAUUCUCCAGCCAACCAGAGAGCUGGCUGUUCAGGUCAAAGAUCAUCUACAGGUGGCAGCAGCAUACACAGAUAUCACGAUCGCUCCAAUCCUUGGUGGAAUGUCUGCAGAAAAACAGAAGCGGAUUUUGAAAAAGUGUCCAGAUAUUUUGGUCGCCACACCCGGCCGAUUAUGGGAACUGAUGUCACAGGAUCCCUAUUUGUCUCGCAUUGAUGAAGUAGACACUUUAGUUAUAGAUGAGGCUGACAGAAUGAUAGAGAAAGGUCACUUUGAAGAACUCACUCAGAUUUUAAACUACAUUAACAGGAAUGAGAAGAAGAAAAACACACGACAGACAUUUGUAUUUUCUGCUACCUUGACCUUGGUACAUAGUGGUCCUCAACGUUCAUCUCGCAAGAAGGUGACACUAACUGAGGAGAAGAAGCUAGAAACCCUGAUGAGUAGAAUUCAGAUGAGGGAGAAGCCGAAAGUGAUUGACCUCACCAGAAAGAUAGGGACUGUGGAGACUCUGACAGAGGCAAGGAUCAACUGUACGCUGGAGGAGAAGGAUCUAUAUCUCUACUACUUCCUGGUCCAGUAUCCAGGGCGCACCUUGGUGUUUGCCAACAGUAAGGAUUGUAUCCGUCGGCUUAUAUCCAUAUUUACACUCCUUAAGACAAACCCUCUCCCCCUACAUGCCGAUAUGCAUCAGAAACAGAGACUGAAAAACUUGGAAAAAUUCACUGCCAAUGACAAUGCAGUGUUACUGGCAUCUGAUGUGGCAGCUAGAGGACUAGACAUUCCCAAUGUGGAGCAUGUCAUUCACUACCAGGUCCCACAGACUGUGGAGAAUUACGUCCACAGAAGUGGCAGAACUGCUCGUGCCAUGAAGGAAGGAUUAAGCGUCAUGCUGAUCUCUCCAGAUGAUGUCAAAAACUAUCGAAAAAUUGUCCACACCCUCAACAGAGAUGAAGAUCUGCCUAUUUUCCCAGUUGAACAUCAACUUUUGUCAGUUCUUAAGAAAAGAUUGAAUUUGGCAAAAAGAAUUGAUACAGAAGAACAUCGGUUUAACAAGAAGAAGAGACAGAAUGAAUGGUUUGAGAAGGCAGCUAGAGAGAUGGAUAUGCUAAUGGAUGAUGAGGAACUUCUAUCUGACCUAGGCGAUUCUUUUGAGCGGUCUGGGAGGAAACAGGAACUACGACAACUGAGAACGGAACUAGAUCAGAUGCUGAAACAGAGGCUCGCGCCUCACACCUUCUCUGGGAAAUACCUGACCCAGUCCGGGAAACUGGAGCUACCAGCUAAUGAAGAAAAGAAAGAUGCGAUAAAGACUCUCAAAAAAGACAAAAAGUUACAUGGUGAUCUGGAAUCCAAUCAACAAAGCAAGAAAAAACUGAAUGUAAAAAAAAAAUCAAAAUGGAAAAAGAGAAAGUAAAAAUAAAAUGUUUUUAUUGAAAUUAACAAUUGUUUUGUUG
This is a messenger RNA of Magallana angulata, 2720 nucleotides long. Its product is annotated as ATP-dependent RNA helicase DDX24-like. The transcript is spliced from 17 exons. The coding region runs from base 26 to 2680 and encodes 884 amino acids. Gene Ontology annotation, molecular function: nucleic acid binding; ATP binding; RNA helicase activity. The record is from RefSeq and is a predicted model, not a curated record. Lineage: Eukaryota; Metazoa; Mollusca; Bivalvia; Ostreida; Ostreidae. Gene Ontology annotation, cellular component: nucleolus.